Acanthosepion pharaonis is the source of this 1005-nucleotide messenger RNA. NCBI's taxonomy places the organism in Eukaryota, Metazoa, Mollusca, Cephalopoda, Sepiida, Sepiidae. The record is from the annotation of a GenBank genome assembly.
AUGAAUUUUAUAUCCUCCUUCUAUCUCUCCUUCUUCUUCUCCUCCCCUUUUUUUCUUCUGUUCCCUUCUUCAUUGUUUUCCUUCUAUCCUUCGUCUUUUCAUGAAUUCCUUCCGUCCGCCUUGUUUUUCCUUUCUAUAAUUCCUGCUCUCACUUCUCUCCCCCUUUACUCCUCUCAUCAGUUUCACAUUCGCUUCCUUCUUUCUCUUUUUCUUCCUCUCUAUCUUUUACAGCAGUGUUUCUCGACCGUCUUGCUAUUUUCUGAUACUUAUGUGGAUCUUCCUUCCUAUUUUUCUAUGUUUCGCUUUACAUCUGCUAUCUUUCCUUCUGCUACUAUUCUUUCUUCUGUUUUCCUCUUCCCUUCUCCUCUUCCCUUCUCCUCUUCCCUUCUUCUCUUCCCUUCUUCUCUUCCCUUAUCCUCUUCCCUUCUCCUCUUCCCGUCUUCUUUUCCCUUCUCCUCUUCCUUCUCCUCUUCCCUUCUCCUCUUCCUUACUCCUCUUCCUUACGCCUCUUCCUUACUUCUCUUCCCUUCUCCUAUUCCCUUCUCCUCUUCCUUACUCCUCGUCCCUUCUCCUCUUCCUUCCACCUCUUCCCUUCUCCUAUUCCUUACUCCUCUUCCCUUCUCCUCUUCCCCCUUUCCUCUUCCUUACGCCUCUUCCUUACUUCUCUUCCCUUCUCCUAUUCCCUUCUCCUCUUCCUUACUCCUCGUCCCUUCUCCUCUUCCUUCCACCUCUUCCCUUCUCCUAUUCCUUACUCCUCUUCCCUUCUCCUCUUCCUUACUCCUCUUCCUUACGCCUCUUCCUUACUUCUCUUCCCUUCUCCUAUUCCCUUCUCCUCUUCCUUACUCCUCGUCCCUUCUCCUCUUCCUUACUCCUCUUCCUUACGCCUCUUCCUUACUCCUCUUCCCUUCUCCUAUUCCCUUCUCCCAAUUUCUAGGUCUUUCUUUUCUAACUGCUCCUUCGUUAUUUUAUUCUCUUCUCUUCUUCCACCCCCCCCCACCUCCAUGA